Messenger RNA from Punica granatum (pomegranate), 1347 nucleotides. The record is from RefSeq and is a predicted model, not a curated record. NCBI's taxonomy places the organism in Eukaryota, Viridiplantae, Streptophyta, Magnoliopsida, Myrtales, Lythraceae.
CCCGCUAUCAUAAAUAUAGAAUUUCUCUUCAUCUCUUCCUGUCUCUUUCCUUCCGUUAUGGGAACCGGCUUUCAAUGCUGCGGAUUGUUAGCAUUGCUUGAUGUUGUUGUUUUGGUCGUUUCGGGCCUCAACCAGAAGGCCGAUGCUGCCAGUUGCAACUUCUUCCGGGGGAGUUGGGUUUACGAUGGAAAUAGUCGGCCUCCCUACAAUAAGUUGUCCUGCCCUUUCAUGCAGGACUCGUUCGACUGCCAAGGGAACGGACGUCCCGAUAAUCUCUACCUCAAGUACAGAUGGAAACCAAGCGGCUGUUCAUUGCCUAGAUUCAACAGCGGGCUGUUCUUGAGAAAGCUGAGGGGGAAGAAGAUACUGGUUGUGGGAGAUUCGCUGAGCCUCAACCAGUGGCAAUCAUUGACGUGCAUGUUGUAUGCAGCAUCGCCUAACAAGACCAACUACUCUCUUCGCAGACAAGGAUACAACACCAUCUUUACUUUACCAGAUUUUGGGGUGUCGGUGACAAUGUCAAGAAAUGCUUUCUUGGUGGAUGUUGUGCAAGAGAAGAUAGGGAGGGUUCUCAAGCUUGAUUCUAUCAAUAUCAAAUCAUGGAAAGGAUACGACAUUAUGAUCUUUAAUACCUGGCACUGGUUUACUCACAAAGGAAGCAAACAAACGUGGGAUUACAUCCAAAAAGGGAACUCUAUACGCAAAGAUAUGGACCGUUUGGUUGCUUUCAAGGAGGCACUCAUUACAUGGUCCAAGUGGGUAGCCUCCAACAUUGAUCCCACCAAAACCAAAGUUUUCUUCCAAGGCAUUUCUCCAACUCACUACCGGGGCGACGAAUGGGGGGAAUCGAAGACAGCAACUUGCAGGUCACAGACUCAACCUGUUAAAGGGACAAAGUACCCCGGGGGUUCGUUGCCCGCAGCUAAGGUGGUCUGGGAUGUUCUAAGAAAUAUGACCAGAAAGGUCACUUUAUUGGACAUAACCACAUUAUCUCAACUGAGAAAGGAUGGACAUCAAUCUGCAUAUGGAUACGGCGGUAGUAGGGGCAACGACUGCAGCCACUGGUGCCUCCCCGGCGUUCCCGAUACAUGGAACCAAUUGUUAUAUGCGGUGCUUGUGACGAAAGGUUGGAUUUAAGAAGCCAACAAACCCGGACCGGCUGGUUGUAACAAUUCAUUGUGGUCUAUUUUUAUAAGUAUGGGAGAGAAUCAAUGAUAGAAAUUGAUAUGAUCUAGGAGAUUAUGGGAUGUCAAUUAUUAUGUAAUCUUAUGUUUAUAUAUUGGUUAUAAUCCUAAUCUAUAAAUAAGAACAAUCUCCACACAAUUAUGUGUGUGAGUUUUAUACAAA